GCAGGUCGUCUAGCGGGACAGAGGCAGACAUUAACGUAUUUGUAAUACGGUCGCCCGCCCAACCCGUACAGUGCUACCUGUCUCUAAUGAGCGAGCGCUCUCCACCGACUCGCAAUAUGGACUGCAACGAAGAAUUUUAUGACGAGAUCGCGCCUGUGAUUCCGCGGCCGAAGCACAUGAAAGUCCUUGUUUUGGGACUGCCACGGACGGGCACCACAUCCCUUUGCGCUGCCCUAAAAGUACUGGGCAUGAAUCCGUACCACUUUAGUGAAAUAUCAAGAAACAAAAACAAUAAACAUUUUCAGCUCUGGUUGAAGGCUGUACAAGCAAAGUACGACGGCGUGGGGGUGCCACUCAAAGGCGGGGACUUUGAUCACAUCCUUUGGAACUAUGAUGCCGUCACGGACGAUCCAUGUUGCCUCUUUGUCGAUGAACUCAUCGCCACAUAUCCUGAAGCUAAAGUCAUUCUAACCGUACGUCCUCGAGAAGAAUGGCUUCGGUCCAUGCAGCAAACCAUUCUGAAGAUACUCUCGUGGAGAUCCUGGCCUAUCCUCUGCCUUUUGGAUCACGAAUUCAUGGGUCCCUACCAGGCACUCCUCAAUCGAACGACUUCUGUCCUGUCUCAAGGCCACCUGCCUUACACGCCAUCUGCAUAUCCGGCACUUCUUGAUUCAUUCGAUAAGCAUAACGAUAAUGUUCGCAAUGCUGUGCCAAAUGAGAGGCUACUAGAAUUUCACCCCAGCCAAGGCUGGGAUGCAUUGUGCAAUUUUUUGGAUAUGCCCAUUCCGGAGGGCAAGUAUCCGCACCUCAACUAUGCAAAUGAUCUAAUGCGGCUUGAGCACUCACUAUAUUGGGCCAGGUGGUAUUGGGUAGCGCAGAGGAUGGCUAAGAGAGCAGGAAUCGUAAUCUUGGUGUUGUUAGCCGCGCUAUAUCUCGACCGGAUCUAGCGACUUUGAUCGGGCGCACUUCCGGUUCGUAGGUCAACCUUUAGGAUUUACGUAGUAGAAAUAUCGGACAAUUAGCUCUAUAGGGAUCACCCGGAUUUCGGUUAGGAUAAGACUAUAGACCACUGGGGUUAAAUUGCAAUUAGACGUAGGAAUGGCGAGUUAUAACUAUAAGUUCGG
Molecule: messenger RNA, 1124 nt
Organism: Purpureocillium takamizusanense
Lineage: Eukaryota; Fungi; Ascomycota; Sordariomycetes; Hypocreales; Ophiocordycipitaceae
Exons: 3
Coding region: 87-947 (286 amino acids)
Source: RefSeq, a predicted model, not a curated record